AUGGACAAAGAGCCUCGGAAUGUGGACUGCAACGGAAGCGGGCGGUCAAUCAUUCCCAUUUACAGUGGCGAUCAGUAUCUCCUUGGUGGGAGAGAGGACGAGGUGAAACACGAUUUAGAGAAUCCAUCUCCUUCGUUGGGGAGCAGGGUUACCGAGGUGUCUCAGGGCCCAGCUGCAGGUAAUGUUGACAUCUUCCGUUACCCAACUUCAGACGUCAACUACCCGGCAGCCACUUCUUUGCAGCCCUUGUUUGAGCACACGGGCACCGUAAUGCAGCAGUGCACCGAUUGGCAGCAUUACGUUGUCAGUGAGUAUUGCGGCUUUCUAUUACUGCCCUUUCUCAGCUGCAAUUUCCAACAUUGA
Messenger RNA from Dibothriocephalus latus, 363 nucleotides. NCBI's taxonomy places the organism in Eukaryota, Metazoa, Platyhelminthes, Cestoda, Diphyllobothriidea, Diphyllobothriidae. The record is from the annotation of a GenBank genome assembly.